Molecule: messenger RNA, 1181 nt
Organism: Vicia villosa (hairy vetch)
Lineage: Eukaryota; Viridiplantae; Streptophyta; Magnoliopsida; Fabales; Fabaceae
Exons: 3
Coding region: 16-1056 (346 amino acids)
Source: RefSeq, a predicted model, not a curated record
UAUCAUCAUUCAUCAAUGGGACAGGGCCAAGAGGAGAAGAUCCGACCACAACCCCAAAUUGAAAUUCAGGUUCUUCUUUUCUUUCUUUCUUUCUACUAUACUAUCUCUCUUUACAUUUUGAUUGAAAUUCAGGUUCCUCUUUUCUUUCUUUCUUUCUACUAUACUAUCUCUCUUUACAUUUCAUUCUCAACUAGUCAAAAAUACGCACGCACGCAGGAAAGGGGAGAGAUAUAUUUCUUCUACCGCCCUAAGGUUAGCAAGGAAGAAGCUCACAGUGCUGAUGACGUCCAGCGACUCUACAUCAUCAUGCGACCUGAGUCUGGUGAGAGGCCGGUGGAAGUGAAGCAAGAAGACAAUUCCAAGUCCAACAACAACGGUGCCGGUGCCAGUGCCACCCAGGUGGAAGUAAACAUUGAAAAUCAACCACUGUUUCGUUUUAUUGUAAUGGGAAGGAAAAAGCUACCUGAUCCCAAGGAGAAAAGUCGACCUUAUUGGGGUUUUGUUGAAAUGGUUACCACUAAUGCAGACCAUGUCAAGAAUGCUCUUAGAGGAGGGGACUAUGAAACUUCAACUAAAGGACAUAGACAUAAUAGUGAUGCUAGAGCCUUGGGAGAAGGCAUAUACCGCAUAUUAAGACACAAACAGGAGGAUGGGAAAAAAACAAGUCACACUCAUUUGAUCUACAAGCUUGAAUUUCCAGGUGAAGGUGAGAAGAACGAACCUCAACAAGAACUCAACAUUGAACGUGAGGGAUCAUUCAUAAUUCAAAUCAAGAAUCCGGAAAAAGGUGGAGCUGGUUUGCAAAAGAAACGCAAGGCGGUGUUCCCUGCUCAUCUUCAAGGAGAACUGGGGCAUGUUAGAUUUGGGCCAGCUGACCCGCCUGACUUUCUCAACUAUGAAGGAUGUGAGUUUUUGCUUAUAUCUGCUUCUGAUGAUAUUGAAGACGAGUUGGGUCUGAAGCUUGUGACUGAGUCCUGUUCUGAUCUCCUCAACACUUUUAAAUUUGAAGAUGAUGAUGUUUCUGUUACUCCCUUUCUAAAGGGAAUUUGGGUCUGAAAUCAAAUCUAAAUAGUAUUAGUAGCUAUAUAUAACUAUUACAUGCAUGUCUAUAUAUCUUUUGUAAAUUGUUGGAACAUGCUACGGAAAUUACUAUGGACUGGCUUUUCUUUUUUUUUUAACAA